GCAGCAGGAGUUCGGAGAACGACCUGCAAACAGCUCUCGAUGAGAUCACCAAAAUCGACCCAACCUUUACCACGGAAAAAUUUAUUCGAUAUUGUCGUAUGGAGUCCAUCGUUCAUGGUCACUUGGAUGUUCUCAAGGACUGGUGCUACGAAGCUUCCUUCAAUGUACUCUCGGCCCCAAUCAAGCAAACCCAGGAGCUUGGUUUUUAUAUGGAUUCGCGUAUCCUCGACGUCCAUAAUAUUGAUGUUUGUAUGGGCAAGAUGAUGGAGCAGGGUCCAGUGCUCAUCAUCACAUUCCAGGCGCAGCAGACUAAAUGCAUUCGUGACGCCAAAGGCGUCGUGAAGGAGGGUGAUCCGGGGAAGGUGUUGCGAGUGACUCAUGUAUGGGCUCUCUGUCGGGACCAAUCAGAAUUAAAUCCUUGGAUGGCUUGGCGUGUUCUUGACGUCGCCAUGAUGCCUACGGAACAGUGGGUUUAG
Messenger RNA from Hydatigera taeniaeformis, 476 nucleotides. Lineage: Eukaryota; Metazoa; Platyhelminthes; Cestoda; Cyclophyllidea; Taeniidae. The record is from the annotation of a GenBank genome assembly.